GUCUGAAAACAUUUCUAUGAUAUAAACUUUUUCCGCGAGGAUACAUUUCAGCUUUACCGUUUCACGUGUCAUGGAAUUAUUUUAUAAAUUAUUAGUGUAAGGAUCUAACACAAUGGAAGAAAUUCUAAACGAAGUCGGUACGUACCCGCCGACCCCCGCGCCGGUCUCGGAGACAGCGCCACCGGUGGAGCUGAAGGAACCACCGAGUGGCGUGAGUGCAAUCGCCGUCCAGACGACAUUCCUCACCGGAGACGUGGUAGCGCCGCCGUACAGUCCGGUUGGCAGUUUCGUUCUCAGGCUGAUCCUCGUCAUGCUGACGAUCAUUGCCUCGUACGUGGCUGGUUACUACUGGAACUACAUCGAGCAAUGUGAGAUCUUCGAGCAACUCUACGAGAUCACCCAGCGGUGGCGCCGGGCGCUGCGGCCGAAGAGCGAACCAGAGGAGGCCUCGGCGGACAGUCCCCCCGCCGCCGGCGUUGAGGAGGAGUCUUCACCCUCGAGGUCCCGGGAUUCCCCGGUGUCGCCGCCCCACAGGCCGCGCCCCUCCAGGCGCGGGCCCCCCACCCUGCCCAAGCCGCGGCGCCGCCACGUCCUGGCGCAACUGCCGCCCGUGGCCGAGGAGGUGGCCGAUCUGCUCACGUCCGAACAAGUGGCCAGUCUCUUCGCGUCGGGGAAGGUUGCCGCCACACCGGUGGCCGGAGAGUUGUUCCCUCCACUCAUUGCCGCCGCGCCGAUGGUGGAGGAGGUCGCCACUACACCGAUGCCUGGAGAAUUUCCCACCCUCCCGGCGGCUGAGGUCGUCCGCCCACUGACGGCUGUACCGGAGCCCAGUCCCGCGACGGCCGAACAAGUGGCCAAUUUACCGAUUGAUAAAGAGUUGGACACCCAGCCGACGGCUAGGGAGUUGGCCGCCCCACCUCUGGCUCCUCUGCUGAUGACCGAAGUGGCGGGCACGUCGCCGAUAGCCGAAGAGUUUUCCAGCCGUCCGACGGUCGAAAAGGAGGGAAUCCCGCGGAUAGCCGAGGAAUUGGGCACAUCUUCGAUGUUCCAAGAAGCGGUGACCGGGCCCGCGAUGGCUCAACAAGUGGCCAGUCCACCGGUGGCCGAAGAAGUUUCCGGUCAAACGAUGGCCGAAGAAGUGACCGAUCUACUGACGGAUAAAGAGCCGGCCACCGCGCCGAUGACCAAUGAGUUGGCUGCCCCGCCGCUGGCUAACGAGGUGGUAAAUCUACUGAUGGCCGAAGAGUUUGACAAACUGCCGAUAGCUGGAGAAUCGCACACCCUGCCAGUGGCCGAGGCGGUCGUUAAUCCGCCGGUGGCCGAAGAGGUGGGCACGAAGACGGAAGAGGUGGGCACUCCACCGAUGGCCGAGGAUGUGCCCACCUUGUCCGGCGCAGAUAAGCACGUCCCUCGAGGCAGGCGAGGUCACUACCGGCGGUGAGCUUGUUCGCCCGAAGGAGCACCAGGUCCGGCACUAGGCCUCCAGCCUCUGCCUGGAGCCUCCAGGAAGGCCUGGAAUACCUGCCUGGAGCCUCCAGGAGUUCCUUCCAGCGACUUUCCCGCGGCGCCUGCGUUCCACUCGUCGACCCGAGACCCGCCAAGUUCUUGCAAUAAACCCACUGCCUCCGAGCUGCUUGCAGUCCACA
Messenger RNA from Bacillus rossius redtenbacheri, 1646 nucleotides. Its product is annotated as MAGE-like protein 2. Lineage: Eukaryota; Metazoa; Arthropoda; Insecta; Phasmatodea; Bacillidae. Bases 113 to 1441 code for a protein of 442 amino acids. The transcript has 5 exons. The record is from RefSeq and is a predicted model, not a curated record.